Molecule: messenger RNA, 2002 nt
Organism: Oryzias latipes (Japanese medaka)
Lineage: Eukaryota; Metazoa; Chordata; Actinopteri; Beloniformes; Adrianichthyidae
Gene: atp1b1b
Product: ATPase Na+/K+ transporting subunit beta 1b
Biological process (GO): sodium ion export across plasma membrane; potassium ion import across plasma membrane; intracellular sodium ion homeostasis
Cellular component (GO): sodium:potassium-exchanging ATPase complex
Molecular function (GO): ATPase activator activity
Source: RefSeq, a predicted model, not a curated record
CACCUUCGGAGCGCUGAUAAAGACGAGCGGCGGAGCAGCGUGAUCCCGGUGCCCCUGCCACGAGCCUGGACUAGCGCGCCGAUCCACGGAGGACACGAGUCAGCAUGUCUGGGAACAAGGACGAUGGCGGCUGGAAGAAGUUCGUGUGGGACUCCGACAAGGGGGAGUUCAUGGGCCGGACCGGCGGCAGCUGGUUCAAAAUCACGCUCUUCUAUGUGGUCUUCUUUGGCUGCCUGGCCGGAGUCUUCGUCGGCACCAUCCAGGUCAUGCUGCUCACCCUGAAUGACUUCAAGCCCACCUGGCAGGACCGAGUGGCGCCCCCUGGCCUUUCGCACACCCCAAAGUUGGACAAAGCCGAGGUUUCCUACAGCAUCAAGGGUAUUGAGACUUACCUUCCUUUCACCAAAACUCUGAGGGAGUUUGUGUCCCAGUAUGACGACAGCAAACAGUUGGACGCAUCCAAGUUUGAGAACUGCCCAGCUGAACCCGCAGACUACAAGGAGCGAGGUACACUGGAUGACAACGCUGGUGUUAGGAAAGCGUGUCGCUUCUCGAGGACCCUGCUCGGCCCCUGUUCCGGUUUAGAGGAUGAAACCUUUGGUUUCAAAGACGGCAAACCGUGUGUCAUUGUGAAGCUUAACAGGAUUGUCAACUUUCGUCCAAGGCCUCCCUCCUCCAACGACAGCAUCCCUGAAGAGGCUUGGCCAAAGGUGCAGCCCAAUCUGAUCCCCCUCUUCUGCACCAACAAGCGAGAGGAGGACGCUGAUAAAAUCGGGGAGAUCAAGUACUACGGCAUAAACGGCGGCUUCCCGCUGCAGUACUACCCGUACUACGGGAAGCGGCUGCACCCUCAUUACCUGCAGCCCCUGGUGGCGGUGCAGUUCACCAACCUGACCCAGAACAUGGAACUGCGCAUCGAGUGCAAAGUGUUUGGGGACAACAUCGACUACAACGAGAAGGACCGCUACCAGGGACGCUUUGACCUGAAGAUCCAGAUCAACAGUGUAUGAUAGCGGCGCCUCCCUGACGCCCCCCACCUCACAUCCCAGCAGUAGACAUCAGUGAGGGGUUGUCACGGUUUCGUACAUCACAACUAGUCUUGAAUGAAACCCCGUCCGGGGGCCCGUCAUAUACCACAUUCAUCAGUAGCUUCAACACCUCCUCCAAGCCUUAGGCAAAAGUUUAGAGCAAAAUUAGCAAUAUAGGCCCAACGGCAUAUUUAUUUAGCUGCAAAUUACUUUCCCACAAGCCACAGGACAGCGUGCGGCGGGGUGUCCCACCGCUGUCUCCUGCUUUGCCUCCUCCCGUCUCAAGCUUCAGCGCUUUGUGUGCUUGCCUCCGGAAUGAUGCGCACUCCUGUUAACGCUGCGAGGAAACGGCUACACUCCAGGAAGCGUUUGUUUGUUCGUUCUUUCUUUGGUUAAUCACUGAAAUGUGUGAAGGGUUUUCUCUGUUUCCUGCCUUUUUAAUCUUCGCCUUGAAUGUAGACCGGCGCGUUCAGCCUGCCGGACGCUCGGUCCCGUUUUAGGAGGCGACGGUGCUGUCGUAUGUUUUUGACUUCUUUUAUUUAGUUUUGCUGGGUUUCUCUCAGCGUCGUGGUGUACCUGAAUGUUGUAACCAUCUGAAGACGGUGGAAGAAUUUUAUAUUUAUGCAGAUGUACAUUUUGUUUCUUUGCAGAAUAUUGUAAUGUAUAAAUGCAAUACCAAAGUGAGUCGAAGAGCGUCUAGUAAAAAGCAAUGCAGUACUCCGAAAGUGCUCGAGCGUCUUGCCUCGUCAAUGGUUACCUUUGGAUCCCUGCCUGACGUAGUUAGUAGACUGAACUAGUGACCUGUAGGUGAACUCGGACAGAGCUCCCGAUUUGUAGACCAUCUGUGAAAAUACCACGUGGGAGAUCCCGAUGAUGGAAGAUGCUCAACCUUUAAAUCUUAAGACCUUUCAUCCGUUCACACCUUUGUCAUUUCAUCAAAGAUGGAAACGAAUAAAGAUAAAGUGAACCUUAAA